UAUUAGCGUUAAAAAUGAAUGAAGAGAUUCGCUCGUAGAAUAGCAACAACGUUACCAAAAGCUCUUGUCAAUCCUACUUGUGCACUCUUUGUGAGGGCGGCUAGGGUUUCGCCCUGUAAGUCAAACUUUGCUUCUUAUUUAUCGUCUUUCACCUCGUCGUAUUCUCAUCCGUCACCUGCGGUGACAAUUGCGGCCGUCGAAAUGCCGGAUUCUGCGGAGUGGUCCGCAAAUAAGGUCCGGGACACCUUCAUUAAGUUCUUUGAAGACAAGGAGCAUGUGAACUGGGAAUCGAGUCCAGUUGUUCCAGUCAACGACCCGACUCUUCUCUUUGCCAAUGCUGGUAUGAAUCAGUUCAAGCCAAUCUUUCUAGGGACAGUUGACCCCAACACCCAAUUAAGCAAACUCACCCGUGCUUGUAACACCCAAAAGUGCAUUCGUGCUGGAGGAAAGCACAAUGAUCUUGACGAUGUUGGGAAAGACACGUACCACCAUACGUUUUUUGAGAUGCUCGGAAAUUGGUCAUUUGGUGAUUAUUUCAAGGAAGAAGCCAUUGGAUGGGCUUGGGAGCUUCUUACAAAGGUGUAUAAAUUGCCAGCAGAUCGGUUUUAUGCCACCUAUUUUGGUGGUGAUGAGAAAGCUGGUCUUGCCCCUGAUACUGAGGCAAGGGAUUUAUGGUUGAAGUUCUUACCACUGGGACGUGUGCUGCCUUUUGGCUGUAAAGAUAAUUUCUGGGAGAUGGGCGACACAGGUCCUUGCGGCCCUUGCACUGAAAUACAUUAUGACAGAAUUGGCAAUCGUGAUGCUGCAUCAUUGGUUAAUGAUGAUGAUCCUACAUGCAUUGAAAUAUGGAAUCUUGUCUUUAUUCAGUUUAACAGGGAAAGCGAUGGGACCUUGAAGCCUUUGCCCGCUAAGCAUGUUGACACGGGAAUGGGUUUUGAAAGAUUGACUUCUAUACUCCAGAAUAAAAUGAGCAAUUAUGAUACUGAUGUUUUUUUGCCGUUCUUUGAUGCUAUCCAACAGUCAACAGGAGCUCCUCAUUAUUCUGGAAAAGUUGGAGCAGAUGAUGUGGAAAAAAUUGACAUGGCAUAUAGAGUUGUUGCCGACCACAUAAGAACUCUCUCUUUUGCCAUUGCAGAUGGUUCCCGGCCAGGCAAUGAGGGUCGGGAAUAUGUUCUAAGGCGUAUUUUACGUCGAGCUGUUCGUUAUGGAAAUGAGGUCCUAAAAGCCCAAGAAGGAUUUUUUAAUAGGCUAGUAAAUGUUGUUGUGAAAGUCAUGGGUGAUGUUUUCCCGGAGCUGAAACAACAUGAAGCACAUAUUAGGGAUGUAAUUGCAGAAGAGGAAACCAGCUUUGGCAGGACUUUAUUGAAAGGAAUUGAAAAGUUCAAGAAGGCUGCACAGGAUGUGGAUGGAAAAUUAUUAAGUGGACAGGAUGCUUUUAUUUUAUGGGACACAUACGGCUUCCCACUAGAUUUGACUCAGUUGAUGGCAGAAGAAAGAGGACUGUCAGUCGAUGUUGAAAGUUUCAAUGUUGCCAUGGAGGACGCUAGAGAAAGGUCCAGGAGUUCACAGAGUAAGCAAGCUGGUGGCGUUAUUGUCAUGGAUGCUGAAGCAACCUCCACAUUGCACAGGAGGGGUGUUUCUGCAACAGAUGAUACCUACAAAUUCAUUUGGUUCCAGGACCAUGAAACUGUAAUAAAAGCUAUUUACAAUGGUUCUGAGUUCCUGGAAAGUUUUGCCGGCAAUCAAGAAGUUGGUAUAGUUCUGGGAUCUACGAGUUUCUAUGCUGAGCAAGGUGGUCAGAUUUUUGACACUGGAUUUAUCCAAUGCCCAUUUAGCUCAUUCCAAGUUUGUAAUGUUCAAAUUUAUGGAGGAUUCAUCCUUCACAUUGGUCAUUUUACUGAAUCCACGGCUAGAUUUUCUGUCGGAGAUAUAGGUAUCUGUAAGGUUGACUAUGAGAGGCGUAACAAAAUCGCUCCUAACCAUACCUGCACACAUAUGUUGAACUUUGCUCUUAGGGAAGUACUUGGCAAUCAUGUUGACCAAAAGGGAUCUAUUGUUCUUCCUCAAAAACUGAGAUUUGAUUUUUCUCAUGGGAAGCCAGUUGAUCCUGAAAAUUUGAGGAAAAUUGAGUCGAUUGUUAAUGAGCAAAUAAAAGCUGAGUUAGAUGUAUAUGCCGAGGAGGUGACCCUUGCGGAAGCCAAACGUAUCAAUGGUCUACGGGCUGUUUUUGGAGAAGUAUAUCCUGAUCCUGUUCGAGUAGUGUCAGUUGGUCGGAAAGUGGAGGACCUUCUAUCGGAUCCUGAUAAUGAAGAAUGGUUAUCAAUUUCAGCAGAGCUUUGCGGAGGGACCCACAUCACAAAUACACGGGAAGCUAAAGCAUUUGUUCUUUUAUCUGAGGAGGGAAUUGCUAAAGGAAUCCGAAGGAUAACUGCUGUCACAACUGAUAGUGCUCUUGAAGCAUUGAGAGAGGCAUCCAAACUUGAGCAGGAAGUGGACGAGGCAUCCAAAACAGAAGGAAGUCAACUGGAAAAGAAAGUUGCAUCUCUGAAAAAGGAUGUGGAUUCGGCAGAUAUUCCAGCAGCUAAGAAGGCCGAUAUUAGGGCCAAGAUUGUCCUACUCCAGAAUCAAGUCAGACAAGUCCAAAAGAAAGAAAAGGAAGAAAACAUACAGAAAGCUGUCAAUGCUGCAAUUAAGAUGGCUGAAGUUGCUGCUUCUGAUGGGAGGUCAUUCAGUGUCGGCCAUGUUGAUGUUGGUUUAGAUACAAAUGCUGUUCGCGAGGCAGUGUUGAAAGUUUUAAAACAAAAGGGUAUAUCUGUAAUGGUUUUCAGUACAGACCAAGACACAAAUAAGGUUGUGGCAUGUGCAGGAGUGCCUGAGGGCAUGGAACUAGAUGCGUCAGAGUGGUUGAAAGAGGCUCUGGAGCCUCUGAAUGGAAAGGGUGGUAGAGGAAAAGGUGGUAUUGCUUCGGGCCAGGGAACAGAUGCAUCAAGCGUGAACAAAGCAUUGGAUUUGGCAGCUAAAUUUGCUUCAAUGAGAUUGGGAUGAGUUCUCGAGUGUCUUGGUUGGAUCCAUAGUGUUCCUGAUGGUUACUGGUUAUUAUCAACCUUCAUGGGGUAACUAUCAAAUGAAAUGACUGUAUAACUAUGAACUCUAGUUUAACCUUGCUAUUAAAGGCAACUGUUACAAACGUCAUUGGAAAAUUUAUUCCUCCACUGAGUCCCUAUUCCUGUAAAUCUUUAGACAAGAUAUAUGCUUCCACGGGCUUUUGUUCAUGGUCUUUUCCUUUUUAAGCGCCUAUGUUGGAACUCUUUUCUCAGUGGGAUAAUAUAUUAUAAGUUUAGUUGAACUUUA
Messenger RNA from Tripterygium wilfordii, 3351 nucleotides. RefSeq names its product alanine--tRNA ligase-like. Gene Ontology annotation, molecular function: aminoacyl-tRNA deacylase activity; nucleic acid binding; alanine-tRNA ligase activity. The coding region runs from base 19 to 3045 and encodes 1008 amino acids. Gene Ontology annotation, cellular component: cytoplasm; mitochondrion; chloroplast. The transcript is spliced from 23 exons. Gene Ontology annotation, biological process: alanyl-tRNA aminoacylation; tRNA modification. The record is from RefSeq and is a predicted model, not a curated record. Lineage: Eukaryota; Viridiplantae; Streptophyta; Magnoliopsida; Celastrales; Celastraceae.